Symsagittifera roscoffensis is the source of this 1281-nucleotide messenger RNA. Its product is annotated as sulfotransferase 2A1-like. NCBI's taxonomy places the organism in Eukaryota, Metazoa, Xenacoelomorpha, Acoela, Convolutidae. The coding region runs from base 247 to 1140 and encodes 297 amino acids. The transcript has 2 exons. Gene Ontology annotation, molecular function: sulfotransferase activity. Gene Ontology annotation, biological process: sulfation. The record is from RefSeq and is a predicted model, not a curated record. Gene Ontology annotation, cellular component: cytoplasm.
CCUUUUUUGUUGCUUCAAAAUCAGAGCAAAACAGCACGAAAUUGUUUUUAACAUUAUAUAAAGAAAAAAUUAUAUUUACUGCAAAGCGUGAGUUUUCUCAAUAUAGAUCUACGCAUAGGUCAGUGUUCACCAAAACAACUACUCGUUAUCAAAGGUUUGUGUACUUCUGUCAUUGAUUUAUUUGCAGGUCGCUCAGUAUCUGAAUUAUCAAACCUUUGCUAAAAUAAGUACAAUUAUCGAUCCAAAAUGGCAAUUGAAAUUACCGAAACGAAUCAUCGAUUUGAAAAAGUCGAGGGCGAGUAUUUAGCAAACGGAUUUCUCAUGUUCAAUUUCUACGGCCGCGAUUACAUGAAGAAAAUCCCCGAUUUCCCUUGGGACCCCAAAGAUACCCUACUCGCGACUUACCCAAGAAGUGGGACUACUUUCACGCAGCGUAUUGUUUCCGGCUUGAAGUUUGGCCCUGAAGCAAUUUCGGAUCAAAAUUUUGACCUUUUCGAGCAUUUUCCUCAUUUGGAUUUGAACUGUUUCCACGAAAAUUUAAAUUAUUGUGGAUACGACAAAGCUCUCGCAAAAGAACCUCCGAGGUUUGUGAAAACGCACGUUCCCCUGUCAGUAGCGCCGAAAAGUGUUGACGAGUUCGGAAAAGUGAUCUAUGUGUUACGUAAUCCACGAGACGUGCUCGUGAGUCUGUUCCAUUUCAAUAAGAACGACACGACAAUUAAGUUCAACUUCGACUUCGACACUUUCUUCGAGAUGUUUCUGGAAGGAUGCGUGAUGAAUGGCCAUUGGUUCAGAUACAACUCCGAAUGGUUAGACUUCUGCAACCGGAACGCAAAUAGAAGCAUCAUCAUCACGUAUGAACAAUUGCUGAGCAAUUUCGAAAACAACGUGACCAAGUUAGCUCAGUUCCUGGAAAUACCAGUCACCGAUGAGCUCAUAUCAAAAGUCAAGGUCGAGACAAAUGUAGAAAAAAUGAGGAAAACUACCAUUUGCGGAGGUCAAGAUGAUUUUGUGCGAAAGGGAAUUUCGGGUGAUUGGAAGAAUCACUUCUCAGCCGAGCAGACUGAAAAGUUUGACUCCUGGGUGGAGAAAAUGAAGGAAAAAUACCCUAAACAGUUAUUCGAUCUAAUUGGAGAAUAGAGAAAAAAUUCCGUUCAAGGUCUAUUUUCUGCUGCAAGAACUUUGUAAAAUUUCGUUUCUGAUUUGUACUGGUAUUAAUUUGAGUAAUUGAUUAUUUACAAGUAUUGGCAAUUUAUAAAUAUUUACUCUGCUUUCAAAUCA